UAGUAACCUCUCCCCAAAGUGCCCACCUUCACCAUGUCACUCUUUACGCGAUACAAGGGUUAUACUCCUUUAUGGCCAAAUGUUUCAACAUUCAGACAAACAAACCGCCAAUUGAUAUUUCUUGUACUGGGACAUGUCGUGGUUCUCGCUAUCUCUGUGGCUUAUAACGCCUACAUGAUCAAACGGCUUGAGCAUUGGUGGCCAACGACACCUCUGGAUAAUUAUCAGCAUCUAAAUACACAGCCGCUCGUCGACGAAGGAUUUUUCAAUGCGCUAGCAAAGCCAUCUUCAGAAGAGAACGCUGUCGUGACAUGCAUGUACACGGACUCCUAUGCGACUGCAAUUGCCAACCUUGGGCACUCUCUGAACAGAGUGAACAGCACCGCAAAGCGACUCCUUUUCUAUCUCCCGGAAAACAUUUCCCCCGACGCACUGUGCGUUGCGAGCGCUACGGGUUUCAUCCCACAUCCCGUCACCCGCAUUCCUCCUCCUCACAAUGGCAAGGGAACGCACGAACGUCUCAUGGACGCAUACUCGAAGCUCAAUCUAUGGACUCUCAGCGAGUCCGGUAUCAAAGCUGUCGUGCACCUUGAUGCGGAUACACUGGUGAUGCGCAACUUUGAUGAGCUGUUCAGCCUUCCAUAUAAUUUUGGUGCCGCGCCAGACGUAUACGUUGGAUUACAUGGGUUCGCCGUCGAAUUCAACACGGGCGUAAUAUUCGCACGUCCGUCGAUGGACGUUUUCAAUGACAUGAUCAAUAAGAUGCAAACGGCAACCUAUGACGCCAUCCAGGCAGACCAGGCGUUCCUCAAUCAGUAUUAUGCGGCGGAUGCAGUUCGCCUGCCCUACGCAUACAAUGCAAAUCUCGCAAUCAAGAAGCGCAAGCCCGAAAUGUGGCAGGACCUCAAGGGCCGGGCGCGCAUCGUCCACUACACCCUCGUCAAGCCGUUCCUCGCGGAGGCCGACAAUACUGGAAAGACCAUAGUCACAAUAGACGGCCUCGAGGACAACGUGAAGAGCAGGAUGGGCGAGUUUGAUGGUGUUUUCGACGAGGAGCUCCAGGAGUGGCUUGAUAUCUGGAAAGAGACGUACCAGUUAUAUGGCAAGAAAUUAAACCAGUGCAUGAGGGCUGGUACACCUUCAUGACAAGAGCAUUAUUUGUCUAGACGCUACUGCGAUCAUUAUAAUUGCUCGGGCUUGAUGCGUUAACCAGUGGGGCGAUGAGAUACAAAUUCAUUAAUUCAUUAGCCGUUCGGACACGGGCACGACCAGCUCCAG
Molecule: messenger RNA, 1278 nt
Organism: Laetiporus sulphureus 93-53
Lineage: Eukaryota; Fungi; Basidiomycota; Agaricomycetes; Polyporales; Laetiporaceae
Product: glycosyltransferase family 8 protein
Exons: 3
Coding region: 34-1146 (370 amino acids)
Molecular function (GO): glycosyltransferase activity
Source: RefSeq, a predicted model, not a curated record